Nematostella vectensis (starlet sea anemone) is the source of this 2091-nucleotide messenger RNA. Its product is annotated as amine oxidase [flavin-containing]. The coding region runs from base 122 to 1681 and encodes 519 amino acids. The transcript is spliced from 4 exons. Gene Ontology annotation, molecular function: oxidoreductase activity. The record is from RefSeq and is a predicted model, not a curated record. NCBI's taxonomy places the organism in Eukaryota, Metazoa, Cnidaria, Anthozoa, Actiniaria, Edwardsiidae.
UUCGCGCGGCCAAAUCGAGGCACAUCGAACUUCUCGCCGGUUUCCUCUGUUUCUCUGGGUUUUACUUCUCUUAAAACACAAAGGCACGAUUGCUACGCAGGCUAGAUUUCUGCUAUCCGCCAUGGAUGAAAAUCAUGCUAACCACACGGAAGAGCUCCGUGCAGAUAUUAUUGUUAUUGGGGGUGGUAUUAGCGGCUUAUGCGCUGCUAAACUCCUACAGCAAGGUCAUGGAGUCGACACGCUUGUAUUGGAGGCGAGAGAUCGUGUUGGAGGACGAACCGAAACUUUGGUGGAUCCACGAUUCAAAUACACAGACCUUGGCGGAGCGUACGUAGGCCCGACACAGAACCGAAUACUUCGGGUCGCUAAAGAGCUAGGAGUAGAGACAUACCAGGUGUUCUUCGAGGGGAAAGUCUCGGAAUACUUGGGUGGCUCAAGGAGAUUCUACAGCGGGGAAAUGUCGACUUGGAACCCAAUAGCGAUUUUGGAUUACUAUAGUAUGGUCAAACGUAUUGGUAAUAUGUGUAAGCAGAUCAGCGUGGAUGCCCCUUGGAACACACCCCAAGCGCUUGAGUGGGAUCGCAUGACUGUAGAAGAGUUCUUUGAGAAGAUGUGCUUGACAAACUACUGUAAGAAGCGGAUGGUGCAAAUCUACCAUGAUGCCAUGGCCGCUGAGCCGUGGAACAUGUCUUUGCUAUACUAUCUGUGGUACCUUAAAUCAGGGGAUGGGAUGUUGAGGGUUGCAGGAGUGGAAAACGCAGGGCAAGAGAGGAAGUUUGUUGGGGGUUCCCAGCAAAUAAGCAAUAAGCUAAAAGAGAGGCUUGGAGACAGGGUGAUUUUAAAUAGUUCAGUGGUCAAAAUAGCUCAGGAUGAAGAUCAUGUAGUUGUGACCUGUGAGAACGGCAAGUCUUAUAAAGCCCAAUACGUCAUCAGCGCCAUGCCUCAAGCUCUACUAAACCAGGUGUCAUUCAAUCCUCCUCUUCCUGCCUUGAAAAACCAGCUGAUUCAGCGCAUCCCCAUGGGCUCAGUAAUCAAGACCAUCACUUUUUAUGACAAGCCUUUCUGGAGGGAAAAGGGGCUCAAUGGGUGUGUGAUAGCAGAUUCUGAGUCUGGACCUGUUCAAGCUGGACUGGAUGACACCAAACCUGAUGGAUCACAUCCUGCACUCAUGGGAUUUAUCAUCGGCGACCAAGCUCUCAGCAUGUGUCAGAUGACGCAAGAGGAAAGGAAGAAAGCAGUGUGUGCUCAGUAUGCGAAGAUCUUUAACUGUGAGGAAGCCCUCCAUCCCUGUUGUUACAUCGAAAAGAACUGGCUGGCAGAGAAGUACUCAGGGGGGUGCUAUGUCAGUGUCGUGCCCUGUGGCAUCCUGACAAAGUUCAGGGACACCCUCACCUUGCCUGUAGGGAGAGUUCACUUUGCAGGCACAGAGACAGCCACUAUUUGGUGUGGCUAUAUGGAUGGUGCAGUGCAAGCCGGCGAGAGAGCAGCUCGUGAAAUACUCCACAAGAUGGGAAAAAUACCAAGCAACAUGAUCAACCAGGAGGAACCCCCUUCUCAGGAGGUGGUUGCCAUGCCCUGCACCCUUACCGCCUUUGAGAGAUGCCUGCCGUCCGUACCUACUGCGGUUACAGCUAUUCUACUUGGUGGAAUUUUGAUUGCUAGGUAUUUGAGAGCCAUCUAAGAGUGAGGGUGUACUGAUGCAAUCAAAGUAUGUCAGAAUGCGUUUUCUUGGGUGUCAUCCUUUGCAAAUGCUGCAAUACUGUUCUGACUCUAUCUAUCUAUACUGUUCUGACUCUGUCUAUGCAAGGAUAGAUUGUUAAUUUUUAUAUUUUGGAAGACAACCAUGAUGUUUUUUAAACAAUAUAAGAAAAUAACAAUUCAUAUAAUAUAUAAUAAUAUGAUUAAAUUAAAAAUUGAAAAAAAUCGCAAAAUGACUUCUAUAAAGACUAAAGGUUUUGAGGUCGGAAGACUGCCCCGGAAGAAAGCUUAUAGAACUCUCGAAGAAAUUUCCCCUGUACAUUUUACUACUUCUUACUAUUUUUUUAAUGUUACUUUUAAAACAAUCAACGAAUAAAGGUCAAGUGAAUUUUU